CCUAAACAUUAGCUAAUUUUAUGCUGAAAGUCCUCUGCAUAAUUGUUUUUUUAUUCCCGCAGACUUGUCUGUUUGUAAUCGCAGAGGUGCUGUUUUCUUAUGUGUAAUCUUUAAUAUUUGACUUGGUACUUCGUCCGCUGUACAUACUAAACCUACUUUUAUCGCAUGAUAUUUGGAUAUAUUUUUGAGCCAAAAUGCAGGAGCAACGUGAUUCUAUAGUUCACUUUGUAAGCCCUUUAGACACCCGUUACCGUAAUUCUUCUUCCGCUAUUGGAGAACAUUUGUCUGAAUAUGCGCUUUCUCGCAAUAGAAUUUUUGUGGAGGUGUCAUGGUUGAGGUUUUUGGUAUCAGAAGGUUUAACAAAUGUGACUAAGUUGGAUGAAUCUUCUGAUGCCUAUUUAUCUGAGAUUUGCAAUUUCAAACCGGAUGAUAUGGGAUCUAUUACAGCCAUAGAUAAGCGUGUGAAUCAUGAUGUAAAGGCUACUGAGUAUUACAUUAGGGAUAAAUUGAAAUCCAGUGGCCUUCCUCAGUUAAUAUCUUUGGAGCCUUGGGUCCAUAUGUUUUGCACCAGUGAAGAUAUAAAUAGUCCGGCAUAUUCUAUGGGUAUUCGUGACUGCAUAGAAAAAGUCAUUAAGCCAACAAUUCUUCGGAUCAUAGAGACGGUGGCUACGUUUGCCACAGAAAAUGCUGGUAAGCCUAUGCUGUCGCGUACGCAUGGCCAACCUGCAUCACCCACUACCUUUGGCAAAGAGUUUGCCGUUUAUGUGCAUCGUCUUUCGCGCCAAUACUGUAAAUAUUUGGAUCAGAUUGACUACAUGGCUAAGUUCGGUGGUGCUGUAGGUAAUUUUAAUGCCCAUAAGAUAGCGUUUCCGGAUAAAAAUUGGCCAGAUUUGGCUAAGGAUUUUGUUGAGAACACGUUGCAUUUGUCGUAUCAAGAUUACUCAACUCAGAUUGAAUGCCAUGAUUAUAUUUCUGAAGUCUCUGACCACAUUUCGCGAGUGAACACCAUCCUGAAGGAUCUUUGUGUGGACAUGUGGCUUUACACUUCUUACGAUCUCAUCAAAUUAAGGGGGGUUCAGGGCGAAGUUGGAAGUAGCACUAUGCCACAUAAGAUUAACCCUAUAGAUUGGGAGAACGCUGAAGGAAACAUUGGUUUGGCAAAUUCUCUUUUCCACUAUUUCAGUACGAAGCUGCCGAAUAGCAGAAUGCAACGUGACUUGUCUGAUUCAACGGUGCUGCGUAAUGUUGGCGUUGCAUUUUGUCAUUCUUAUUUGGCCUAUCUGAGUAUAUUGAAAGCAUUUUCUCGCAUUUCUGUUAAUGAAUCCCGUGCGCUUGAAGAGUUGGAUGCUAACUGGGUAGUAUUAUCGGAGCCUCUUCAAAUCCACUUAAGGAUGACAGGUGAUGCUUCCGGUUAUGAGAAAAUGCUUAGUUUGACACGUACAGGUUGUGUUUCUAAGGAGACUAUGAAGGACAUAAUAUCCGACAAUUGUGGCAACAAUACAGAUUUGAAGUCUUUGACUCCAUCGAAAUAUAUAGGUUAUGCGGAAUCCCUAGCUUUAGAAUUGAACAAGCGAUCCUUUCUGGAGAAUCUCUCAAUAAAAAGCGCAAAAAACCAUCCAUCGGAAUAGUUUCUUUGAUCAGCUUUGAAUUCAUCUAAGAUGCCACUCUAUGAAACACGCUGACUACUAGGCUUGUAUAACAUGCAC
Molecule: messenger RNA, 1706 nt
Organism: Babesia bovis T2Bo
Lineage: Eukaryota; Apicomplexa; Aconoidasida; Piroplasmida; Babesiidae
Product: putative adenylosuccinate lyase
Exons: 7
Coding region: 195-1628 (477 amino acids)
Biological process (GO): IMP biosynthetic process
Molecular function (GO): N6-(1,2-dicarboxyethyl)AMP AMP-lyase (fumarate-forming) activity
Source: RefSeq, a predicted model, not a curated record